AUGGACGCCGUGAGCUUUGACCCCGUGCCAUGGAUCACGGUGCUGCUGAAUUUCCAACAUGCGAAGUCCCAGGCGAUCCAACUGGUUCCAAAAGGGCAACAGUUGGUAAAGCAUGAGGGAGGUACCUUUGAUGCCCGCUGGCAGCCCUUGACGUCUGCCAUCCUUGGCAAAUCCAUCUCCUUCAAACAUCAUCUGGGACCAGAGUACAUGCGACGGAUCUUGGCCUUUAAUCGAGAAGUGUCAAUCACCAUUCUGGCGGGUCAGAACUUCUCAGUGGAAUGUGUCUUGGGUGGAAUGAAUCCAUACAUUGAGGUACAGGUCAUGAAGGGUGAUGAGGAUGACAAAGAUGACAAGGAUGAGGAAGAGUCCAAGGAAGAGGUUGAAAAAUAUUUCACGAGCAUCAAGAGGGUCAGCCCUGACUCCAUGAGCGAAGAUGCAUUCGUUCUUUGGAACGAGUCGUUCUUGCUCAGCAGCUACGAGCCCGGCAAGGCCAUUCAGCUGUCCGCAUGGAAUGACUGUACCUUCGACUUCAAGAUGGGAAGUGUGGUGUUGCCCAGCGACCAAUUCGAUCCGAGUGGGUUCGCUGCUGCAUGGAUUUCGUUGGAGGGAGUUCAGUUGGAGAUCUCCUUACAGAUUGAGCACCUGCAGUUUUGA
Durusdinium trenchii is the source of this 654-nucleotide messenger RNA. The record is from the annotation of a GenBank genome assembly. NCBI's taxonomy places the organism in Eukaryota, Dinophyceae, Suessiales, Symbiodiniaceae.